Strigops habroptila (Kakapo) is the source of this 5325-nucleotide messenger RNA. RefSeq names its product potassium inwardly rectifying channel subfamily J member 3 (gene KCNJ3). Bases 262 to 1740 code for a protein of 492 amino acids. Gene Ontology annotation, molecular function: G-protein activated inward rectifier potassium channel activity. The record is from RefSeq and is a predicted model, not a curated record. NCBI's taxonomy places the organism in Eukaryota, Metazoa, Chordata, Aves, Psittaciformes, Psittacidae. Gene Ontology annotation, cellular component: plasma membrane. The transcript is spliced from 3 exons. Gene Ontology annotation, biological process: regulation of monoatomic ion transmembrane transport; potassium ion import across plasma membrane.
CGCCGGCUCCGCGUGGGUGGCGGCCGCGCAGAGCGGUGGCUCUGCGCCCGCAGAGCGGCGGCGGGCCGGGCAGGGCUGUUCCAUUCCAUUCCAUUCCAUUCCAUUCCAUUCCAUUCCAUUCCAUUCCAUUCCAUUCCGUUCCGUUCCGUUCCGUUCCGUGCUGGGCUGUGUCGGGCUGAGCUGCACGGGGGCCGGGCGGGGCGGGAGCGGCGGCGCUGCGCUGCGCGGGGCGGCGCAGCGCGGAGCAGUGCGGUGCGGAGCAUGUCGGCGCUGCGGCGGAAGCUGGGGGAUGAGUACCAGGUGGUGAGCACCUCGGCCAGCGGCGGGGGGCUGCCCCCGCCCCGGGCGGCCCCGCGAGGGAAGCGGCAGCGCUUCGUGGACAAGAACGGGCGGUGCAACGUGCAGCACGGGAACCUGGGCGGCGAGACUAGCCGGUACCUCUCGGACCUCUUCACCACGCUGGUGGACCUCAAGUGGCGCUGGAACCUCUUCAUCUUCAUCCUCACCUACACCGUGGCCUGGCUCUUCAUGGCCUCCAUGUGGUGGGUGAUUGCCUACAUGCGGGGCGACCUCAACAAGGCGCACGAUGACAGCUACACCCCCUGCGUGGCCAACGUCUACAACUUCCCCUCUGCCUUCCUCUUCUUUAUAGAGACUGAAGCCACCAUCGGCUAUGGGUACCGCUACAUCACGGACAAAUGCCCUGAGGGCAUCAUUCUCUUCCUCUUCCAGUCCAUCCUGGGCUCCAUUGUGGACGCCUUCCUCAUUGGCUGCAUGUUCAUCAAGAUGUCUCAGCCCAAGAAGAGGGCUGAGACCCUGAUGUUCAGUGAGCACGCUGCCAUCUCCAUGCGGGAUGGCAAGCUCACGCUCAUGUUCAGGGUGGGCAACCUUCGCAACAGCCACAUGGUCUCUGCACAGAUCCGCUGCAAGCUGCUCAAAUCCCGCCAGACCCCAGAGGGCGAGUUCCUCCCACUCGAUCAGCUGGAGCUCGACGUGGGCUUCAGCACAGGGGCUGACCAGCUUUUCCUUGUGUCCCCGCUCACCAUCUGCCAUGUGAUUGAUGCCAAGAGCCCCUUCUACGACCUCUCCCAGCGCAGCAUGCAAACGGAGCAGUUUGAGAUUGUCGUCAUCCUGGAGGGCAUCGUGGAAACGACGGGGAUGACAUGCCAAGCCAGGACUUCCUAUACUGAGGAUGAGGUGCUCUGGGGUCAUCGUUUCUUUCCUGUUAUCUCCUUGGAAGAAGGAUUCUUUAAAGUCGAUUACUCCCAGUUCCAUGCAACGUUUGAGGUACCCACCCCACCGUACAGCGUAAAGGAGCAAGAGGAAAUGCUGCUCAUGUCCUCUCCCUUGAUAGCACCCGCUGUGAGCAACAGCAAGGAAAGGAAUAACUCGGUGGAGUGCCUGGAUGGUCUUGAUGAAGUUGGCACAAAGCUACCUUCAAAACUGCAGAAAAUAACUGGGAGGGAAGACUUUCCCAAAAAACUCCUCAGGAUGAGUUCCACCACCUCUGAGAAGGCCUACAGCAUGGGGGAUUUACCCAUGAAACUUCAGCGGAUCAGCUCGGUCCCUGGGAAUUCGGAGGAGAAACUGGUGUCUAAAACCACAAAGAUGAUGUCAGAUCCCAUCAGCCAGUCAGUGGCCGACCUGCCACCGAAGCUGCAGAAGCUCUCAGGCGGCGGCAGGAUGGAAGGGAACCUUCCACCCAAACUGCGAAAAAUGAAUUCGGACCGGUUUACAUAACCUGGCGGGACUUCCAGCUAUCAUUUAGAGCUUGAACUGGCAGUGUGGGCAGGAGAGCAGGUCCUCCACCAGCCGUAUGUGUGCUAAACUCUCUGGUCCCAGUGCACCGGGAGGCAGCAGCGUCCCCUCGGUAGUGGUGGCUGUGCUGUAAGUACAAACAACAGGAUGAUCGGCGAGCUGAUGUUCAUUGGCAUGUAGUAUCACAACACGCAUGCAAUAAUAGUGUGCAAUUUUUGCAUAUAGUUUUAUGGCAUGACUCCUACUAUAUUUAUACUGUAUAUUCUGAAAAAUGUGGAAAGGGGUGUUCCUUUCCCUUGUAUUUCUUAAGAGUAAGUAGUAGGUAAAACAUGCAAGUGAGUAACUUUCAGGGUGAGUUAUAAUUUGAUUUGAAAAUGCUUAUUUUUUUUCCUGAUAUGGAUUGUGAUGUUUUGUUCAGCAAAGUAGUUAUAGUGCAUGUCUUUUUCUUAAAAGAAGGUGUAUUGGUUAAUUCCUAACACCAAAUCUGCUAGCCUUAAAUUAACUGCUGGUUUCUAUUUUGCUUUAACAUUUUCUUGGGAUUUCUUUUUCUGCAUCUAGGCUACCAGAAAAAAAAAAUGUAUUUCAUAAGGCAUUGUUUAGGGAGGAAAGUCGUAUUAAUAAGCCUAGGCAAAACAAUAAAUAAAUGAAUAAAAUUUGCAGUUUAGAUACAAUUAGUAAAAUUUUUUAAAGAUCUUUGUGAUUUGUAAUAUUUGUGCAAGAAAACCAUUUAAAUAAACAGGAUGUGCUUGAUUUCUCAUGUUGAUAGAAUAGCUGAACAUGAAAUUAGCUGAAUGUCUCCACAAAGCCAAGCAGGCAUUUAUUCUGGAUGAACCCCAAAGGUAGAGUCACAAUUCCCCCUACUUCCACAGUGCCCAGAUUUUGCUCAUUCUUGCUUUGAUGGCCCAGCUGGGCCAGCAGCGAUGCAGGUGGUGGUCGCUGAGCUGCGGUCUAGCAGCCAUAGCUGUGUGGAGUCGCGGCAAGUCCCAAGCCAGUGGCAUCGUUCAUUACUGCUUUCGCUAUGGUGAAAAUAAUGUUUAAACACGUUCUUAACUGAAGUUGACCCUGUGGGUUUCAAAAUGAGUAAUACUUUGUAUAAAUGUUUGGUUUGAUAUCCUUCUGUGCUUGUGUUUGGGUUUCCUUUAUCCAUCUCGUUCUGCUUCGGCGGGGUUGAGUCAGGAUUAGUGUCAUACAGGUGCUCCCGUCAUCUUGGCUGGAGCACCCCACACCCCCUGGACCCUCCCCAAAAUGCCAGAGGUAGACUGUUGUGGUGUCCAGGGUCACCCAUGGUCUGUGGUCUGUGUUGGAGGGUCGGGUUGCAGUGGUUUCCUGGGGGCUCCUUUCUGGAGGAGAAGGUCUGAGUGAGAUGGAGUGAUGGGUGGCACCGUCAGAGAGCUGGGUCUGAGAGCCGCCACAAGCAGCAGCCAGGAAGGGCUCUGCAUGACAUCAUCUAUAUGUAAAAGCCUUGAUAGCCAGGUGGUCCUGGACACGGACACGUGUGGGUCAGGAGGUGUAUGCACAGUCAUGAGUGGGCACUUCUGACUCACAGGCUCUGGACCAUCCUGUAUGAAUGCUGACACUUGCUACAUAACUGGUAACAACAGAUCUGAUGAUCUUUGAGGAAAAAAUUGUUUUUGUUAUAAAUGUUGGCAUGGAAUAAGAACUCGGAAACUCAGCACUGCUGGAGGGUUGACUCAGACACCACGGUGACUCAGUGCUUUCCCUGGAAGUUGCAGUGUAUGACUUGUCAGCUGUACACCCAAGGACUUUAUACUAACUUCCAAAGUUUCUUAUAAUUUGUCAUGAUUUUUGAGUGGCACUGCAUGCUUUUUACACCUUUGGCUAUACUUAUUCUCUGCACGUUCUUGCUGAAGGGAGGGGCGUGAGUUGCUCCUUGUGUGCUGAUCCUGUGCUCUACAUGUGUGGUGAGCAGAUUGUUGAUGUGGUGAGGUAAAAUCUGGACUUGUUUUCCCCCGUUUACUAACAUUUCCUCAGGUUGUCUUGUAAAAUACCGCUGAUUUUUGUACCACAUGUAACUCUUCUACCAGUCCUUGACUGACAGCAAAGAUAGCCAUGUAUAAUUGCCAGGUGUCAACAGUAAAAACACCACCAAGUCCAAACCAGAGAGCCAAGAACAUUAAUCAGCAUGGUAAAUGCUCAGCUGAGUGCUGAGUCCUGCCGGCAAGCUUGAGCAGAUCAGUCUGGUUUUGAAAGAAGUGUCUCCUUGGCCUCUUUCAAAAACUACUUUGGUUUAUUUGGGGCGGAUGGGAGACCAUUGCCGACCUUCCCAGGAUGCUGCCAAAGUGUGACCCAACCAACCCACUGCCCUUCUGUGACAUGGCAGUUGGACUAGAUCAGUGCAGGUCCCUUCGAACGGAAAAUGUUCUGUUCUGUCCUGUCCUGUGCCGUCCUGUCCUGUCCUGUCCUACCCUACCCUACCCUACUCUACCCUACCCUGCCUUGUUCUCUUCCUCUGUGCUGCCCGCAGUUUUGUGCCUCUGGUUCGGAAGUGCAGGUGCAAGGUAGGGUUCCCUGGAGGUUGCCCAUCUUUGCUGAGUUCUCCUGCCAUCAGCUUGGGGGAUAGCUCAUGGUCCAGUUGACUUUUCUUUAUAGAAAAGUAAAUGUGACAUGUCCCCAGACUAAGAGCAAUGGUGUUUCACCAGUCCUGCCCUGGUGCCACCAGCAUCCUCCCUCCUGAAAACCAUGGGGAACGAGGAAGGGACCUGGCUUCCUGCGCCUUCAGCAGGGAGGGCAGCUGCUCAGCCUUCAGGAGAGCCAAGUGGCAUUUUUCUUUGGGAAACUUUGGGUUUAAUCUUUGUACAAGGUUGAAUUACAUAGGAUCGGUGUGAAUGUAUUCUACAAAUUGAACAUAAAGUAGGUGACAGGGAGAAAUGCUGUAGCUGUAAAAAAUACUGGCAGUCUGAGUGGAUGUAGCUUACUCAGUAGCCUGUAUGAAUAUAUCUGAAAGUAUGUGAAACACUGGAGAAGUAGCCUCCCUUUUAUUAAAUUAAUGCCAUAGAAAAUAUUAAGUUAUGAUUAGCUGAAAAGUUUGAUUUUUUUAAAUCAAAAUAUGCACUUGUCCUUGCUGGAUGCAAGAUUUCUGAGGCUUGUGGCUUGUAUUGCAAUGUGUUACAUGUGUUAAGGUGACAACAUGUACAUCUUUCAUUAAUGCGAGUGAAAGUACAAACAUGGAUAAUAACUUUAGUUAUUUAUUUUAGGAAGUUACUUCUGGUUAAUAUUUCAUUUUUAUUCGUGUAGCUACAUUCCCCCCCCCCCCCCCCCCCGCCAAUUAAUAUUUUAGCCAGCCCUAACAUUUAUGAUAAGAAAAAGUAACUGAUUGCACAGCCGGUCUGUGUUCUCUACUGCUGAAUUUAUGCUUGAAUUAUAUUGUAAAUUGUACAUAUUCAAAUUAGAACAAACUAAAUGCAUUUUCUGGCAUGCAGUCUAUAACUGUAUAAAUGUACAAGUUUAUUUGAAUUAUACACAAUAACAAACUCUUGUAUUCAUUAAUACUGCAAGCUCAGUUUUAUCUAAAGCUAUAUUAAACUUUGAAAAAUUGUUCAGUUUAAA